AUGAGCCCGGUCCCGCAAACGCUGGACGGGCCAGCGGCUGGCACGCGCCGGCAACCCCGGCGGCGCGGCGGCCUCAUCGCGCUCGUCGUCUGCGGCCACCGCUCGGCGUCGUUGCGUGCGUCGGCGAUCGCGCUUGGCUGUGAGGUGGGACGGCGGCAUGGCGCGCCGACGUGCUGCCCGAGCGCGUUUGGGGGCCCAGCAGCUCCUCGCGAGGCGCCUCUUUGGAAGUCCUAGCCGCGCGCGAGUUGAGCUCCGAUUUGCGCUCGUAUUCGCACACGCCCGACGCUAUUAGCUGAGGAUCGACCAUCCUCCGCUAGCAGGGCUUCGUCGGGCGCGUCUUCGUCGAGCGGUGGUGCAUCUCCCAUGCUCCCCACACCGACGCCCUCACGUGCUCACCCUGGUCGUAGGUGCGUUCUUUUUGCGUGGCCCCCGUCGGCACGGGGCGCUGCGCGAUGGCUGGGCUUGUCGCCGGGCGAGCUAGCCCCUCAGCCGGCCGCGGAGCGGAGGUGCGAAAUCGAGGCGGCGCGGCCCGGCGCGCAGCCUCUCCGGCGCGCGCAUGGUUCCGUAGACCGUCUAGUGCCUCACUGGGACCGACUCCAGCGAUACGGUGUACGUGGCCGGUGUGGUACUGGGGCUGGGCAGCCUUGGGGUCGGCGGAGACCGCCGUCUAGCGGUCGCACUAGUCGGAUAUCGUU
Emiliania huxleyi CCMP1516 is the source of this 695-nucleotide messenger RNA. RefSeq lists its product as hypothetical. The transcript has 4 exons. The record is from RefSeq and is a predicted model, not a curated record. Lineage: Eukaryota; Haptophyta; Isochrysidales; Noelaerhabdaceae. The annotation marks the transcript as partial.